AUGAGUUCCAACGGGAGAGUUGCACAACAGAUCCGUGAACUCCAAAGACAAAAACGCUUCAAUGGUGGUGUGCUUCCGAAAGAGUUGUUAGGAGGUGUGGAAAUUGCAGAAGAUGCAUUUGACUACACUGAUGUUCCUCGCCGAAUGGCUUUAAACCCAUCCAAGAAUUCCGAUUCAGAACAACGCACAGCUCAGAACUAUAACCACGAGUUUCUCAUCCAAGAAGCAGUGAAAGGUUUCAAUCUCAGCACAUCUGGUCAUGCUCUCAGGCAAGUAAAGAAGCUCCUUGAAGGUCCAGAAGACAGAGAUUUCAUCAUGGACGAGUUGAAUUUACUACCAGAUAACGAUUCAACGUACAAGAUGCACAUUGCUUCGAACGAGGAACUUUGUUGCCGUAUACGAACACACCAGUUGAGAAGGCAUGGCUGGAGAACUUUUAAAACUGCUAUGGCGGAUUUGAAUCUAGCCCGGGAAAAGUACGAGGUGUACAAGGUGAAGUUUGCCUAUGCACGGCGCAACCCGAAUGUUGGUGAUCCAUCUAGGGCUUUGAACCCAGAAGAGGCCGCGGAGUAUUCAUGGAUCAUGAAAAAACGGGAAUCCUGUGUUCUUGUCGCACUUGCAUCCAUUUUUGUCGGUAAUGCUGAAGCAAUAGACUCAAUUGUCCACUUCCCGGGGGUAAAAAACACCAAACAAUUAGACUUCUUGGUAUCAGCUAUUUCGCAAGGAAGAAUUGUAACUUGUGAGGUUGAGGAUGUUAUAGAGAGUAUUCACGACGUCGUUAUCCCAUGGACAUUCACUGACGGACAAUACCGCUUUCAGUUCAUAAAGUCCGAUAUUACUCAGCGAGAGAGCUAUUCAAAUAUGGGUUCUUACAUCCGUCCGAUGAAAUAG
Messenger RNA from Candidozyma pseudohaemuli, 891 nucleotides. RefSeq lists its product as uncharacterized. The record is from RefSeq and is a predicted model, not a curated record. The transcript is spliced from 3 exons. Lineage: Eukaryota; Fungi; Ascomycota; Pichiomycetes; Serinales; Metschnikowiaceae. Bases 1 to 891 code for a protein of 296 amino acids.